Messenger RNA from Epinephelus moara (kelp grouper), 3290 nucleotides. RefSeq lists its product as uncharacterized. NCBI's taxonomy places the organism in Eukaryota, Metazoa, Chordata, Actinopteri, Perciformes, Serranidae. The transcript is spliced from 11 exons. The record is from RefSeq and is a predicted model, not a curated record. Gene Ontology annotation, cellular component: membrane. The coding region runs from base 328 to 1236 and encodes 302 amino acids.
AGUGUGUGAAAGAAGCAGUAUUAACUUGUUCUAAAGACCCAUGUGGAUCAGUAUUGCUGAAAGAAAAAGGUAAAGACACGAUUCGCUCUGACAAAGUGCCAGCCUGGUUGGUUUAAUGACAUUUUAAGAACUUCAUCUGAAUAUCCCAUUGAGCCUAAUGAGGGAUACAUCCUUUCCCCCUGGAGCUAAAGUCCUGUCUCUGUGGGAACCGACUGAUAGCAGGUAGACUUUGCCCUGAAGGGGAACCAACAAUACAGGAAGAGCAGCAGAGCAGAUUCCUGGCUGUCACAGCAGAGUUGAUGAAAAGAUCUGCUAACUUUUGGCGGAAUGGAGCAGACUAAUGGCAGCAGCAAAGACGGUUAUGGACCUCGCCCCCCUCCAUACAACACUCCAGAAUAUGGGCCAAAUUCUUACACGGGGGUGACGUACAACGUGGGGAAGGGGAACAUUGCAGUGGUCUCCCCUCCUGGCCCCUACAAUAACAUGGGCCAUCCUGAGGAAGAGGCAGCAGCUGGAGGCACCCUGCAGUAUGGUCAAGCUCCUCCUGACUACUCUCACGGCUUAGAGGAUAGCAGCUUCAGUGAUGCUGCCAUAAGAAGAGGUUUCAUAAGGAAAGUCUACUUGACCUUGAUGAUUCAGCUGCUGGUGACUGUCGGGAUCAUCUGUGCUUUUCUUUACUGGGAAGAUCUCGGGAGUUGGACAUGGGACAACCCCUGGUUCCCCUACACUAUGAUGGCGCUGGUGAUGGUGCUCAUCGUGGCCUUGUCCUGCUGUGGCAACCUCCGCCGUCAAGUCCCCCUCAAUUUCAUUGCCCUGGGCCUGUUUACUAUUGCAGAGGGCCUGAUGCUCGGAUCCGUGACAGUGUUCUAUGCGGCAGAGGCAGUUCUGUGGGCUGUGGGGGCAACGGCGCUGGUGUCCUUCGCCUUGACUCUGUUUGCUAUGCAGUCAAAGUGGGACUUCACCGGAGCAAAUGGGAGCCUGUGGGUGUUUGCCUGGACCCUCUUUUCGUUUGCAUUGCUUUGUGCAAUUCUCCGAUCGCAGUAUCUUAACAUCUUAUACGCCUGCCUGGGAACCCUGCUGUUUUCUUUAUACUUGGUGUUUGAUACCCAGCUUAUCCUGGGUGGGAAACACAGGAAGUAUGAAGUGUCUCCUGAGGAGUAUGUGUUUGCUGCCCUCAACCUCUAUUUGGACAUUGUCCUCCUGUUCCUCUUCCUGCUGAGGCUCAUCGGUCGCUGACACUGAACCACUGUGACAGGCCUCCUUAAAGGAACACUGAAGCUCUUCCCACACACAAUAUCAAAUCAUCAGGAGCAUCAUGCUGUCUAGGUUCACAUUGAAUGAAGAUUCACAACCCUCUGUUAGUCCUCCAGGCAUCUGCUGUCAUUUUAAAUAUGCAGGGAUACAGAUUUGUUUUAUUGUCACACGCCAUGUUAUUAUGCACUGCAAUAUGCUGUGCAAAAUGUUUGAGGUUUUUUUUUCAUCAUUUCUACAUUUGAGAUUCUUAUGCGGCACUAGCAUGCAACCUAGAACGUCAAACUCAUGUGCUUAAUAUUUCUUUAUACAAUUACACUUGAGCUUACUUUCUGUAUCAGGAGAUUAAAACUUUAAAAGGAAACACCACCUAUGUUAAAAAUACCAACAUGUUAUUUCCAUGGCCAAGGACAGUUUGAUCAAUAUUUGUAAACAUGAGCUACUCUCUCUCAAAGCCAGAAACCAGAGAGGUAAGUCCUAAAUUUGUGAUGUCAUCAAGUAUGAAAUCUGGAGCUGCUCCAUAGACAAUGAAUGAGCGACUGAUUUUGUGGAGCCACAGAGUGUCUGUUUUCCUGUUUUUUUCUGUACACAAAUGAGCUUUAUUUUCUAUCGUAUUGUUCUCAGUUCUGAAACAGAAACUGUACCCAUAUAGACUGAACCAUCAUGAUAUUGUGCAAACUACAACGAUCGUUGCCCAGGAGACAACUGUCACCUGGUUUCACUUGCAGAGAUAUGUGAAAUGGGCAAACUUGUUUAUUUAGAUAUACACUCAUCGGCCACUUUAUCAGGUACACCUUCUAGUGCCAGGUAGGACCCCCUUUGCCUUCAGAACUGCCUUAAUUCUUGGUGGCAUAGAUUCAACAAGGUGCUGGAAACGUUCCUCAGAGAUUUUGGUCCAUAUUGACAUGACAGCAUCACACAGUUGCUGCAGAUUUGUUGACUGCACAUCCAUGAUGCAAAUCCUCUGUUACACUACAUCCCAAAGGUGCUCUAUUGGAUUGACUGUGGAGGCCACUGGAGUACAGUGAACUCCUUGUCAUGCCAGACUGAGAUGAUGUGAGCUUUGUGUCAUGGUGCAUUAUCCUGCUGGAAGUAGCCAUCAGAAGAUGGUACAUUGUGGUCAUAAAGGGAUGGACAUGGUCAGCAACAAUACUCAAGUAAAUCAUCUUUCUUCACCAUUGUGAUGCUCAGUUUGAACCUAAGCAGGUUGUCUUGACCAUGUCUACGUGCCUUAAUGUUGAGUUGAGUUGAGCUGCUACCCUGUGAUUGGCUGAUUAGCUAUUUGCAUUAACAAGCAGUUGAAUAGGUGUAACCUAAUAAAGUGGCUGGUGAGUGUAGUUAAACAUGGUGGUCGAAUCUAUCCGAUUCUUAUUUUAUGUACUAUGUUGCUUUCCUAGCAUCUUUGAUGAACCAAAUCUACUGGCACAGAAGCUAUGCAAUGUUCUGCUGAGAGCUGGGGCUGCAGCAAAACGUAUUUUAGCCACUUAAGAAAUCAGUAUCAGUUUAAGUGCACGCCAUGUAUAGAAUACUGUCAUGGCUUUACCUUACACACUAUCUGACAAUCCUCUAAAUAUAGCAUACACUCAAAGUGAUACUGAUUAUUUUUUUUAAGGUGGGUCUUUAUUUAGGGGGCUAAAAACUACCAAUUGACGCAGCUCAGUGCCAUGAUUGUGAUUCAGUCUAUACCCUAUGACAUCACAAGUUUGAGUUUUAGCCCUAAACCUUGGGGAAAUCUAGCAUUUUUCAUGUUUACUAAUAUUUUCGGACUGUCUUAGACCAUAGGAAUAACCUAUCAAUUUUGAAAAUGGGGUAGUUCCCCUUUAAGGCGAACAUAAAAUCCCUGAACAGUUCAGAUAGUAAUUUACAGUAUGUUGAGUCAGAGUAGUUCAGCCAUCCUGUAAUCUGUGCCGCAAAUGUUUUAACAACUUAUGGAAUGUGUCCUGUAGUAAAGAUGUUUUUGGAAACCAAACUAACUCCAUUAAAGGACAGAAUCUGUCAGCUUUCCACUCCCAUAAAACCAGGUGGGUGCUGUGAUUUUU